Molecule: messenger RNA, 3924 nt
Organism: Mya arenaria
Lineage: Eukaryota; Metazoa; Mollusca; Bivalvia; Myida; Myidae
Exons: 3
Coding region: 583-3192 (869 amino acids)
Source: RefSeq, a predicted model, not a curated record
CGAAGCUGUACGUGUCACUGACGAAAUAAAUAGAUGCAUUGCGUUCUUCAAUGGUCAAGUGUACAGCAACGUGAACGUUAUAGACGUCGAAAACCACACAAAGUAUUUCGGUAUAAAGGAUCAAUGUGGAUCUAGCGACAAUACAAGACUAGUUCCUCAAAGAACAGAAAAAUGGUCGGAAUGUAGAAAAUUGGCGCGUAUAACAGGAAGUACAUUGCAUUCUGCUUUGGGGUUUGAAGGAUUAGGCAAGCAGAGAAAUCAUUUUGACAGAGUAAUUUGUAAGAUUGCAGAUAGUGAGCCAUCACCUCAGGUAAAAAUAUUUAUGGAACAUGGUACUCGCAAUGAAAUAAAUGCUGUUUCAACACUACUGGGUAGGAUUUUGCCAGUACUGGAACCGGAUCUCAAUUUUUGCGAAGAAGGAUUCGUCAGGGCUCAGUUUGGCGAUCAUACUAGCUUUCUUGUAGUUUCGCCAGACGGUAGCUUACGGGAUGACAACACAUUAAAUUCCACUCGCGUUGCAAUUGAAAUCAAAUGUCCGUUCACAAAACUUCAUGAAGAGUUUCCAUCGCGCUACUAUUUACAAUGUGUGUCAGAAAUAGAAGUAUUAAACGCAGACUAUCUCUUGUUCAUAAGUUGGACAGAAACAAAACCCUGGUUUACAAAGUAAACAGAGACAAAGAAAUAUUCAAGAAAGCUCUGAAGUUGGCUAUGUCGUUGUAUGGCGCUGAUAAACCCAAACGUCCAACUAAACUAUCUGAUGAACAGAAAGCUUUAAAGCAGGAGAUAACAACUGUCUGUAAGGAUAUUCCUGUUAUCGGACGAUUUGCCUCAUGCAAAGCAGGGACUAUUUCCCCUUCAGAACAUGCAACACAUGAAGUAACCACAGAAGGUGUUGAUGUUCUCCUGAAUGACAUGCACACACUAAACAAAUCCCUGUAUCAGUUGAAAAGAGAAAAGGCAUCAGAAGCGGUGGUGUUCUUGGUAGCGGACUUAGAUCGAAGCUGGGAGACUGAAAACAUCCGGGCAGGUCCUGUAGCAUGGUUUCCGAAAGGAUAUAGCCUUACGGUGGAGACUAUGAGACGCAUUGCUGAGUGUGUACACACAGAAUGUCACAGGCAAGGUAUACACAUCCCUUGCGAAUCAUUCGAUGGGCAGUGGCAUAAUAUAGUAACUCGCACGACAGAAAAUAAGCCACUUACAAUUCAUCAGCUUCAAAGGGAUGUUUGGCAAGCUGUAGAAAAGUUAAGCAAGAAAGAUAUUGUGUCUAAAAUCAAAGAGGUUAACAAGGUUCCACAUUGGAACAGUGAAAGCAUUUGUGACGACAACACAAUGCUACCUAGAAAUAUUCUCAUUGCCACAAACUGCGGUAAACGUCUACCAAAAUUGCCAAAAAAUCUUCCAAAGCCGGUUACCGAAGAAAACGACGCAACUGGUGAUACAGGAAAAGCUAUUACAUUGGCAGAUGUAAUGCCAGAUCCAGUUCAGAACACGUGUGACCUGAACUCAAACGUUCUGUCAAUGACUACAGUUGCAGAACAUCUUGAAAUGGAAGCCUACUCUGGUAAUAUUAAUGAAACGGGAUGGGCGAUGGAAUUGAACGAUGACAAUAAUGAGAAUGGACAGAUCGCAACAAUGGAAGGAGAUGUUCAUCAGACAGAGAACGACGAGAAUACACAAUUGCUCAACUCUGACGAGACAAACCAUACUGGAACACACACUUCUAAUAAAGAAGACUCAAUACACAAAUCAUUAGAAUUGAAAGAUUUGGAAUGCAUUUUAAGUUUAUUGCGAACAACGGGAAACUGUUGCAAAAACGGUAAAUGGGACAAUAUCCGAGCAGAAGAUAUGAUGCACUAUUUUGAGUCGAAACAACAGCUUGUAUCACUUCUCGAUUCAGAACUACGAGUUGUUCUUAAGUAUUUGAAAAAGGUUGGAAUCUUGAAAAGCUUAAAGGAGUCUGUUCCAAAAGGUGUAAAAGUAAGAGAAAUAUCAAAGGUGUUAAAUAUUUCAGGGGAAUUGCCACAACAACUUACAAAAAGAAAGAGCUCUAAAACAUACAAUGUUAAGUCCUUGACGGAGAUGGCCACCAAAGAGAUAGCAAAAUUUAAAAAGGAACACUUGAAUGUAAUUGAAGCUGAAUAUGAGUGGCCUGAAGCGUACAAUGAAUGGCAGAUGUCAAUGGUUGACGUUACGGUAGAUGGAAUCGAAUAUGAGUGGUUUUAUCAUCCCGAAUACAGCAUUGAACGACAACAAUAUGAGGUCCGAUGCAUAGAUUCGACCCAUUUAUUAACUCGGGCCAGAAGGAAGAGUUGUUAUGGGGGUCUAGACGGAUUAUCCAAUGAAGCAUGGCUUAAAGUGGCAAAAUCAAAAAAGACAUUAUUAACACCGAUAAUGAUAACCGAAGUCACCGACCCAAUGUCAGCUGCAAUGUCAAAAACACAUUUUUCCUCACAUGUUGAAGCUGAGAUGAGGAGUAAUGGUGACAUAGAAAGUGCAGACCUGUGCCAUGAUAUCAGAUGUUGGUGGGAGGCUGAGGAUAAGCCGGGUAUAAGUGCACAAGACAGAGUUCGGUUUCGGCAACAUCUAAGGAAUCGGCUCCUUAGUAGAAAAAACUUUUAUGAAUUCCCACCUGCUACAAAUUACGCUCGAGGUUGGCCCAUCCAACUUUGGGAGGGAAUCCUAGCAAGUAUUGACGCAAAGUGUUUGCUGUAUGCCAUGACGAAAACAGGAACGUACAACCAACGGGCAUUCAGUAGUAUGAUUGGAGAAACGUUCUUUUCGGAGGUCUCCUUGCACGACAAGAGGGGACAAGGAACACUUACAUCAACGGAGUUUGGCAUGCAUAUCGGCAAUACGAUCGAACAAAUGCAGACGAGGUUGGAUCCUGAUAGAUCUUUUAGCUACUGCACAAGUAAGAAGGCGGUGUAUGAGAUGGUCGACAAGGCAGAUAAGGAGCACUAUCAUACGGAUGUCGACGAGUCAUAUCCUGGUCAAACGAUACCGUCAAACAUUAUAACAAGGAACCAUCAUUUUGACUCAGCGCAACGUGCACGGGUGUGCGGAAGUAAGAAAGUUGGCACCAUUUCAACUGAAAGGAACGCUCUCCACAAAGGUGCACUUGGUGUCCGCUGGGAGAAGGCUCGCUGUAACCAAUCUAAGCUGUUACCGACCUCAAAGAUGGGCAUUGAGUAGCAAUAUUUGUCAAGGGCUCAAUUUCCCGAAACCUCUCCAGCUUAACAUGCGUAUCUUAUUCCAUUAGCCAAAUGACAAAACUUCAACUUGAUUUGAAUAACUUAAACUUUGUUUAUUAUGAUGAUCAUGAAGAUUAUUGCCAUUAACAGUCUACAUAUUCUUAAGAAAGUAAAUAUUACAUAUAUACCAGAUCGAAAGUAGCGAGCUUAGUUUAGCUUAAUGCUGUUAUAAGUGACUCAAAAAGUUACGGGAAAUUUGGACAUAAUAUUCAGACGGAUUUUACGCUAGUAUCAUGUUGAAAAUUGAUUUGACCAUUACAGUUUUCAUUAUUUGCUUUACUUUUAAAUAAGUGUUAGAUCUGAUAUAUAAAACAGUUUGUCUUUGCAUUGUGAAUCUCUGAAAUGUAAUUUGAAUACUGCACACUUUGCGUACUAUUAGGCCAGAGAUUUUUAAUAACUUGUUUUACGGGAUUCUUUUUAAGAAAAGAGGUUCGAAGGCCUUAAAAAAGACAUAAAAUGUGCCGUAGAAGAAAAAAUAUAAAUAAAACAGACUUUCCUUAACAAAUUUUUUAUUGUAAUUUAAAAAAUGUUCCCUCCAACUAUUGAUGGCUACCUUAAUAUAACGUUCAAUAGCACUAUCUGAUUUUUUUACUGGAGAAAAACGGAUUAAGCGUCGGAAAAAAACAUCAAAAAAAUCACGAAUUUUCUUUUUAUUUGAGUUUUGCCAAUUCAG